Pleurotus ostreatus (oyster mushroom) is the source of this 1041-nucleotide messenger RNA. The record is from the annotation of a RefSeq genome assembly. Lineage: Eukaryota; Fungi; Basidiomycota; Agaricomycetes; Agaricales; Pleurotaceae.
AUGAUUAAAAAACACACACAAAUAAAAAUGAAUAAUAAUUUAACAAUAACAAUAAUAAAUAUAUUACUUAAUUUAAUAGAUGUAUUAUGUAUAGUUUUACCUGUGUUAUUAAGUGUUGCUUUUAUGACUAUUAUAGAAAGAAAACAAUUAGCCGCCCACCAAAGAAGAGUAGGUCCCAAUAUUGUAGGAUAUUAUGGUCUAUUACAACCUUUUGCUGAUGCUUUAAAAUUAAUACUUAAGGAGACAAUAAUACCUUCUCAAUCUAAUAAAGUUUUAUUUUUUUUAGCACCAAUAUCUACUUUAAUUUUUAGUUUAUUAGGUUGGGGUAUAAUCCCUUUUGGUCAAGGUUUAGCUUUAUCUGAUUUUUCAUUAGGAAUUUUAUAUACUUUAGCUUUAUCCUCUUUAGGAGUAUAUGGAGUAUUAUUAGCAGGUUGGUCAGCUAAUUCUAAAUAUGCUUUUUUAGGAUCCUUACGAUCUACUGCCGCAAUGAUAUCUUAUGAAUUAAUUUUAAGUUCCGCAAUCUUAAUAAUAAUCUUAUUAACAGGAUCUUUAAAUUAUAAUACUAUAAUAGAAAUUCAACAAUCUGUUUGGUUUAUUAUUCCAUUAUUACCAGUAUUUAUUUUUUAUUUUAUAGCUAUUUUAGCUGAAACUUCUAGAACUCCUUUUGAUCUUCAAGAAGCCGAAUCUGAAUUAGUAGCUGGUUUCUUUACAGAGCAUUCAAGUGUUCCUUUUGUUUAUUUUUUUUUAGGUGAAUAUUCCUCAAUAGUAUUAUUUAGUUGUAUUACUGCUAUUUUAUUUUUAGGUGGAUAUAAUUUACCUGAAGUAUUUGUAAAUAAUUCAAUAAUUAAUCUUCAAUCUAUAAUAUUAGGUUUAAAAACAUGUAUUUUCUGUUUUUUCUUUGUAUGGUUCCGAGCUACUUUACCUAGAUUAAGAUAUGAUCAAUUAAUAGAACUUUGUUGGUUAAAUCUUUUACCUGUUUGUGUUGCUUUUAUUAUUUUAAUUCCAAGUAUUUUAGUGUCAUUCGAUUUAGUUCCUUUCUAA